Messenger RNA from Ophidiomyces ophidiicola, 447 nucleotides. RefSeq lists its product as uncharacterized. Lineage: Eukaryota; Fungi; Ascomycota; Eurotiomycetes; Onygenales; Onygenaceae. The transcript is spliced from 3 exons. The record is from RefSeq and is a predicted model, not a curated record. The coding region runs from base 1 to 447 and encodes 148 amino acids.
AUGAGCUGGAACCUCCGAUCUCCUGACAGCAAAGUCGGAACGAAUUAUCGGCGCUCCUUUACAAAAAUGUCUGACAUGUCUGAUGACUAUGCCAGCGACGAAAAGGUCGAAAUAGGCACGGCAAGCGUCGGAGUCUCGACCAAGGCAAAGAACCUCCAGCUUAUUACCUCCACCGCAGAAUCGGUUAAAUUUGCCCGCGAAAAAAACAAGCUCAAGAACCUCCAGAUUCUUCAAUCUGCUGGAGAGCCAGCUGACCUCACCCGCGAAGAAAAAGAGUUCAGGGAAAAGAACCUUCAGAUUGUUACCUCUACCGGAGAAGCGGUUAGAUUCGCCCGCCAGAAAAAUAAGGCCAAGAAAGGAAAUGCUGCGAUCGAGGCCGUUGCGGCAGGGAAAUCCAAGGAAGGCUCUGGCAAUGACGAUAAGGGAAAGGGAAAGGGGAAGGCGUGA